AUCCACCAGUUUCCCUGUAACGGCCGCUAGCAUUAGCUCUGCGGGCUAAAAUGACGAAGACGGGGACGCUGGUGCUGGAGGACGGGACGACGUUUAAAGGGCGCGUGUUCGGGGCCAACGUGUCGGUGUCCGGUGAAGUCGUCUUUCAGACAGGCAUGGUCGGGUACCCCGAGGCGCUGACCGACCCGUCCUACCACUGCCAGCUGCUGACCCUCACGUACCCCCUGGUUGGCAACUACGGGGUGCCGGAGGACGAGGAGGGGGAGUUUGGGCUGAGCAGGUGGUUCGAGUCGUCGAAGAUCCACGCUGCAGCCCUGAUUAUCGGAGAGCUGUCGGAGGAGCCCAGUCACUGGAGCUCUGUCAAGUCCCUGGACCAGUGGCUGCAGGAGCAGGGCGUUCCUGGACUACAAGGUGUGGACACGCGCUGCCUGACCAAGAAGAUCAGGGAGAGCGGCACCCUGCUGGGCAAGCUGCUGGUGGAGGGCACGGCGGAGGACACCGUGCCCUUCAUGAACCCGGACCGGAGGAACCUGGUCCAGGAGGUGUCCAUGAAGGAGCCCCGAGUGUUCAACCCCAGCGGGAGCCUGCGCAUCACAGCGCUGGACUGCGGCAUCAAGUACAACCAGAUCCGCUGCCUGGCUCAGAGGGGAGCCCGCGUGACGGUGGUGCCGUGGGACCACCCGCUGAGCAGCGCAGACUUUGACGGGUUGUUCAUCAGCAACGGCCCCGGCGACCCCCAGCUCUGUGAGACCACCAUCAGCAACGUCAGGGGGGUCGUGUGCGUGGAGCGGCCCAAACCCGUGUUCGGCAUCUGCCUCGGACACCAGCUGCUGUCGCUGGUCAUCGGAGCAAAGACGUACAAGAUGAAGUACGGAAACCGCGGUCACAACCAGCCCUGCAUCCACAAAGGAACGGAUCGCUGCUUCAUCACCAGUCAGAACCACGGGUUUGCCGUGGACCCGCAGGCGCUGCCGCCCGGAUGGGACGUGCUCUUCACCAACGCCAACGACCACAGCAGCGAAGGCAUCGUGCACAACACGCAGCCGCUCUUCAGUGUUCAGUUCCACCCGGAGCACAUGGCCGGUCCCACGGACCUGGUCGGCCUGUUCGACGUCUUCCUCGACACGGUGAAGGAACACAAAGACGGCACCGUCACCAAGUCCGUAAAGCAGCGUCUGAUGGAUCAUCUCACCUUCCCUGAUUCCCUGAGGCCAGAAGACGUUGUCCGGCCCAGGAAGGUUCUGAUCCUGGGUUCUGGAGGACUGUCGAUCGGCCAGGCUGGAGAGUUCGACUACUCUGGCUCUCAGGCCAUUAAGGCUUUAAAGGAGGAGAAUAUCCAGACGGUGCUGAUCAACCCGAACAUCGCCACGGUGCAGACGUCCAAGGGCCUGGCAGACAAAGUUUACUUCCUGCCCAUCACAGCGGAGUACGUCACUCAGGUGAUAAAGAACGAGCGUCCGGACGGCGUGCUGCUGACCUUUGGGGGGCAGACGGCUCUGAACUGCGGCGUGGAGCUGACCAAGCAGGGCGUCCUGGACAAGUACGAGGUGAAGGUUCUGGGGACGCCGGUGGCCUCCAUCGAGAUGACUGAGGACAGGAAGGUCUUUGUGGAGAAAAUGGAGGAGAUCAACGAGCACGUGGCUCCCAGCGAAGCCGCGCUGUCUGUGGAGCAGGCGGUGACGGCUGCGGAGCGUCUCGGGUUCCCCGUUCUGGUGCGCUCGGCGUUCGCCCUCGGCGGCCUCGGCUCCGGCUUCGCCAACAACAGGGAGGAGCUGACGGCGCUGGUGACGUCAGCCUUCGCUCACACCUCCCAGGUUCUGGUGGACAAGUCCCUGAAGGGCUGGAAGGAGAUCGAGUACGAGGUGGUCCGGGACGCCUACGACAACUGCGUCACGGUGUGCAACAUGGAGAACAUCGACCCUCUGGGGAUCCACACGGGAGAAUCCAUCGUGGUGGCUCCCAGUCAGACGCUCAACGACCGCGAGUACAACAUGCUGAGGAACACGGCCAUCAAGGUCAUCCGGCACCUCGGCAUCGUGGGCGAGUGCAACAUCCAGUACGCGCUGAACCCGGAGUCUGAGCAGUAUUACAUCAUCGAGGUCAACGCGCGGCUCUCGCGGAGCUCGGCCCUGGCCAGUAAGGCGACCGGGUACCCUCUGGCCUACGUAGCUGCUAAACUGGGUCUGGGGAUCCCGCUGCCGCAGCUCAAGAAUUCUGUCACCAACUCAACCACGGCUAACUUCGAGCCCAGUUUGGAUUACUGUGUGGUGAAGGUGCCUCGCUGGGACCUGAGCAAGUUCCUCAGGGUGUCCACCAAGAUCGGCAGCUCCAUGAAAAGCGUUGGGGAGGUGAUGGCCAUCGGCCGCAGCUUUGAGGAAGCCUUCCAGAAAGCUCUGAGGAUGGUGGACGAGAACUGCGUCGGCUUUGACCACACCAUCAAACCCGUCUCUGACAAGGAGCUGCAGACUCCCACAGACAAGCGGAUCUUCGUGUUGGCUUCAGCGUUCAGAGCUGGAUACACGGUGGACCAGCUGUACGAGCUCACCAAGAUCGACCGCUGGUUCCUGCACAAGAUGAAGAACAUUGCCGACCACGAGAGACGGAUGGAGGCGUACAGUCAGGAUGAGAGCGCGAUGCCUCCAGAGGUGAUGCUGAAAGCCAAGCAGCUGGGCUUCUCAGACAAGCAGAUCGCACAGGCUGUGCAGAGCACUGAGCUGGCAGUGAGGAAGCUGCGUCACGAUUGGUCCAUCCUCCCCGUGGUGAAGCAGAUCGACACGGUGGCGGCCGAGUGGCCGGCUCACACCAACUACCUGUACCUGACCUACCACGGCACCGAGGACGACCUGAGCUUCCAGGAGCCACACGUCAUGGUGAUCGGCUCCGGCGUCUACCGCAUCGGCAGCAGCGUGGAGUUCGACUGGUGCGCGGUCGGAUGCAUCACAGAGCUCCGGGAGAUGGGCUUUAAAACCAUCAUGGUGAACUACAACCCUGAGACCGUCAGCACUGACUACGACAUGUGCGACCGCCUCUACUUUGAUGAGAUCUCCUUUGAGGUGGUGAUGGACGUCUAUGAGCGGGAGAAUCCUGAGGGAGUGAUCCUGUCGAUGGGAGGCCAGCUGCCCAACAACAUCGCCAUGUCUCUGCACCGGCAGCAGUGCCGCAUCCUGGGAACUUCCCCCGAGUUCAUCGACUCUGCAGAAAACAGGUUCAAGUUCUCUCGAAUGCUGGACACCAUCGGCAUCAGCCAGCCUCAGUGGAAGGAGCUCUCUGACAUCGAGUCUGCUGUGAGGUUCUGUGAGACGGUGGGCUACCCCUGCCUCGUCCGUCCCUCCUAUGUCCUCAGCGGCGCCGCCAUGAACGUGGCCUACAGCGACCACGACCUGGAGAAGUUCCUGAGCAGCGCUGUAGCCGUGUCCAAGGAACACCCUGUGGUGAUCUCCAAGUUCAUACAGGAAGCAAAGGAGAUCGACGUGGACGCGGUGGCGUGUGACGGCGACGUGAUCGCCAUCGCCGUGUCGGAACACGUGGAAAACGCCGGCGUUCACUCCGGCGACGCCACCUUGGUGACGCCGCCCCAGGACCUCAACCAGAAGACGAUGGAGAGGAUCAAGAUGAUCGUUCAUGCCAUCGGCCAGGAGCUGCAGGUCACCGGACCCUUCAACCUGCAGCUCAUUGCCAAGGACGAUCAGCUGAAGGUCAUCGAGUGCAACGUGCGAGUCUCCCGUUCGUUCCCCUUCGUAUCCAAGACUCUGGGUGUGGACCUGGUGGCCCUGGCUACGCAGGCCAUUAUGGGGGAGGAGGUGGCGCCGGUGGGCCUGAUGACAGGAAAGGGGAUUGUGGGAGUCAAGGUUCCGCAGUUCUCGUUCUCCCGUCUGGCCGGCGCUGACGUGGUGCUGGGGGUGGAGAUGACCAGCACCGGGGAGGUGGCCUGCUUUGGAGAGAACCGCUACGAGGCGUACCUCAAAGCCAUGCUGUCCACGGGCUUCAAGAUCCCCAAGAAGAACAUUCUGCUGUCCAUCGGCAGCUACAAGAACAAGAGCGAGCUGCUGCCCACAGUGCAGGCGCUGGAGUCUCUGGGCUACGAUCUGUACGCCAGCAUGGGAACAGCUGAUUUCUACACGGAGCACGGAGUCAAGGUGACCGCGGUCGAUUGGCCGUUUGAGGAGGAGGACGACAGCGAGUGUCCCACUAAAGAGAAGCAGCGCAGCAUCAUGGACUACCUGGAGGAAAACCACUUCGACCUGGUCAUCAACCUCUCCAUGAGGAACAGCGGCGGCCGCAGGCUCUCCUCCUUCGUCACCAAGGGCUACAGGACGCGACGCAUGGCCAUCGACUACUCUGUCCCGCUCAUCAUAGACAUCAAAUGCACCAAGCUCUUUGUUCAGGCUCUUCGUCAGAUUGGCAGGACUCCACCGGUGAAAACUCACAUCGACAGCAUGACAUCCCAGACGCUGGUCCGUCUGCCCGGUCUGAUCGACGUCCACGUCCACCUGCGGGAGCCGGGCGCCGUCCAUAAGGAGGACUUCUCCUCUGGGACGGCGGCGGCUCUGGCCGGAGGCGUGACCAUGGUGUGUGCGAUGCCCAACACCUCCCCGGCCGUCACGGAUCCUGCCACUCUGGCUCUGGUGCAGAAGCUGGCUAAAGCCGGCUGCCGCUGCGACUACGCGCUGUAUGUGGGCGCGGCCUCAGACAACGCUGCGGUGCUGCCGUCCAUCGCCGGCCAGGCCGCCGGCCUCAAGAUGUAUCUGAACGACACUUACUCCAACCUCAAGAUGGACAACGUCUCCCUCUGGAUGGAGCACUUUGAGAAAUGGCCGAAGACCAUGCCGAUAGUGGCUCACGCUGAGAAGCAGACGGUGGCCGCCAUCCUGAUGGUGGCGCAGCUUUACCAGCGGCCGGUCCACAUCUGCCACGUGGCCAAGAAGGAGGAGAUCCUGAUCAUCCGCGCUGCCAAGCAGAAGGGCAUCCAGGUGACCUGCGAGGUGGCUCCUCACCACCUCUUCCUGUGUGAAGACAACGUGGCCCGUAUCGGCAGCGGGCGAGCGCAGGUCCGGCCCAUGCUGGGGACUCGCGAGGACAUGGAGGCUCUGUGGGAGAACCUGGACAUCGUGGAUUGCUUCGCCACAGACCACGCUCCUCACUCUGUAGAGGAGAAGAACAGCGAGCGUCCUCCUCCAGGAUACCCCGGCCUGGAAACCAUGCUGCCGCUGCUGCUGACGGCCGUCAGCGAGGGACGACUGACUCUGGACGAUAUUAUCAGACGACUUUAUGACAACCCACGUAAGAUCUUCAACCUGCCGGUCCAGGAGAACACCUAUGUGGAGGUGGACUUGGAGCAGGAGUGGGUUAUUCCCCAGGCCCUGCAGUUCACCAAGUCCAAGUGGACGCCUUUCGCAGGUGUGAAGGUGAAGGGUAAAGUGCGCCGGGUGGUUCUGCGAGGAGAGGUGGCCUACAUCGACGGCCAGGUGUUGGUUGCUCCAGGUUACGGUGAAGAUGUGAAGACGUGGAGCUCUCCUCCCACACAUCCUGCUGAGGCUGUUAAAGAAAGCCCUAAGACUCCAGAACACCCUCGUUUCACUCCUCCCCGUGAAGGCCUGAUCCGGACCCGAGCACCUAGCCCUCGCCGGGCUGCAGGGGAGGGCCGCUUCUUUCUGCCGCCUCGGGUCCACCGCGCCUCUGACCCUGGACUGCCACCAGAGAUGGUGACGCUUCCCCCGGCUGGCGCUGCUGACGGGUACAGCCACCCCCCUCCUCUGUCCAGGCUCCUGUCCCCUCAGUCUGGAUCAGGUCCUGCUCCUGCUGCACAGCUGUCCCACUUCCAGAUCUCUCCUUUACUUCACACACUCCUAGGUCAACACAUCCUGUCUGUCAGACAGUUCAGCAAAGAGCAGAUGUCGCACCUUUUCAAUGUUGCCCACACUCUGCGUCUGAUGGUUCAAAAGGAGCGAAGCCUGGACAUCCUGAAGGGGAAGGUGAUGGCGUCCAUGUUCUAUGAGGUCAGCACUCGCACCAGCAGCUCCUUCGCAGCAGCUAUGCAGCGUUUGGGCGGAUCAGUUGUCCACUUCAGCGAAUCCACCUCGUCCUCUCAAAAAGGAGAGUCACUGGCCGACUCGGUUCAGACCAUGAGCUGCUACGCUGACGUCCUGGUGCUGCGGCACCCAACACCUGGAGCUGUAGAGACUGCAUCUCGUCACUGCCGUAAGCCGGUGAUCAAUGCUGGGGACGGUGUGGGUGAGCAUCCAACCCAGGCCCUGCUGGACGUCUUCACCAUCCGAGAGGAGCUGGGGACAGUCAACGGCAUGACGAUCACUAUGGUUGGAGAUCUGAAACACGGCCGCACAGUUCAUUCCCUCGCCAAACUGCUGACUCAGUACCGCAUCACCCUGCGUUACGUGGCUCCAAAGAACCUCCACAUGCCCGCAGAGAUUAUCAGAUACGUGGCCUCAAAGGGCAUCAAACAGGAGGAGUUUGAGAGUAUCGAGGAAGCUUUACCUGAGACGGACGUCCUCUACAUGACGAGGAUCCAGAAAGAGAGGUUUGCGUCUGAGGAGGACUACAAGGCUUGUUUUGGUCAGUUCAUCUUGACGCCGCACACCAUGACUGUUGCCAAAAAGAAAAUGGUUGUGAUGCAUCCGCUGCCCAGAGUCAAUGAGAUCAGUGUGGAGGUUGACACCGACCCCAGAGCAGCGUACUUCCGUCAGGCAGAGAACGGCAUGUACAUCCGUAUGGCUCUGCUGGCCACAGUGCUGGGCAGAUAGAUGCAAAUAUACUGAAGCUGUUUAGGGUUUAUAUUUAGGCUCUGGUCUGAAAAUGUACAAUCAACAUUCCAGUUUCUGGUGUUGGAGGACUUUGCCUUCACACUAGUUGUGUACUCAGCUGUAUGUAAACUUCACGAUUAUCAUAUUCCAUUAAAGACAAUCUGUUGUUAUAACACAAUUAAUAUUUUCCAUAAGACCUCUAGACCAAAUGGGAAUCUUUGUAAUGUUUUGCAUAGUGUCAGUAUUUCUGUGUUUGAGCCAACUAGAGAAGCAGGGAAGGCUUUCUCUAGUCCUUCAUUCUAAUUCUGGUACUAUUGUGAUUUUAAAUAAAUAAUUUUUGGAACUGUCGAAGGUUGAAAGCUGCUAAAACUAAUGUGAGAAUCUGUUACGGUUUCCUCACUUCAUGUCAAAGAAGGAAUCUCAUUACUGACUCGUUAAAAAAAGCCCCGGAUCCAGCUUUGUUUAUGAUGGUGAUGCUGUUUCGACCAGUUCUUCUUGGUUAUUGUUGUCUGCUGUGUCUUUGUGUUGUAACAUUUGAGAAUGGGAACGCGCAAUGAUCCAGAGGCUGUCUUUGGUUUAUGGUUGCUAUAUCUGUCUUAUGUAAUGUAGCCGAUUUUUAUGGAAACCGGAAUUUGUCGAGUUUUCAUCAAAUGACGUAUGUAGAGAAUUGAAUAAUAAACCUCUUGUUGAUGACA
Messenger RNA from Betta splendens (Siamese fighting fish), 7453 nucleotides. RefSeq names its product carbamoyl-phosphate synthetase 2, aspartate transcarbamylase, and dihydroorotase (gene cad). The coding region runs from base 51 to 6758 and encodes 2235 amino acids. The transcript has 44 exons. Gene Ontology annotation, cellular component: cytoplasm; cytosol. Gene Ontology annotation, biological process: UTP biosynthetic process; L-citrulline biosynthetic process; L-glutamine metabolic process. Gene Ontology annotation, molecular function: amino acid binding; ATP binding; metal ion binding. NCBI's taxonomy places the organism in Eukaryota, Metazoa, Chordata, Actinopteri, Anabantiformes, Osphronemidae. The record is from RefSeq and is a predicted model, not a curated record.